Radiomyces spectabilis is the source of this 1963-nucleotide messenger RNA. RefSeq lists its product as uncharacterized. Gene Ontology annotation, molecular function: myosin binding. Bases 321 to 1760 code for a protein of 479 amino acids. The record is from RefSeq and is a predicted model, not a curated record. The transcript is spliced from 5 exons. NCBI's taxonomy places the organism in Eukaryota, Fungi, Mucoromycota, Mucoromycetes, Mucorales, Radiomycetaceae.
CACCGUCGUUCUACCAUUGCUAUGGCACGGUUGUUCUUCAAUAAAGGUAAAAUUUUCCCGACUUUCUAUUUCUUUUUUCUGUUGGCACGUGCAAUUAUGCGCUGCAUGUCAAUAUCGUGAACGGUUCGAAUCCCCUACUUUAAUGUAACGUAGCACAUACGAUAAGCAUAUCUUCUAAAUGUUUUGCGGCAAUUUUGCCUUGCUUUCUUUGUUCUCUCCGCUUCUAGAGUCUCCUCAGUACAUCCUUGCCCGAUGAGCAAGAAACAGCGUUUGAAGAACAGUUCAAAUAUAUCAUUGUCACAUCCAAUCUCGUUAACGAUAUGCCGAUCGGGCAAAGCUGUGGAUCGUCCCCACCUUUGACUGACUUAGCUGACCAUUUACCCGAUAAUAUCAGUGACCAGGACACGGCUAGCAGGGACAGCCAGGCUAGUCGCAAACGGUGCAUCAUCUUUCUUUCACUGAUUGCAUUAUCAGCCAUUAUCUCCUUCUAUUGGAAUUACUCGGUGGCUGUGGAUUUCUCCCGAAAAAGUGUGAUCGCUGCGUGUCUCGGACUUUCGCACUCCAUAGGUGUUUUCAUUCUUUAUCGCAAUUAUCGACACGCAAAUAUUAGGCAUAUUCACAGCAAAGCACUGCAUGAAAUCCACGAAAUAUUCUCACUAUCGCAGCGAUGUGAUCCGAUUGUCAUCCGGUUGUUAGAUAAAAUCCGAAAAAUCCAACUAAUUUCCCAAGGGUACACUCUAGCGCCACCCGGUUUGCCUCCGCGUUUAGCUACCAUCACAUCGCAACAAUCAUCACGACAAACUGCUCACAUGGUCAAAAUGCUUGAUGAGUUGCUACGCCCCCAUUAUCAAAAAACGGUAUCCUUUCUAGCGCAGAUUCAUCCUCUAACCGACCAACGAAGCAUCACUCGGCUUAAAGACAUGUACAAUUUGGAGGAUUCUCCUUCUUCUCUGCGCGACGUGUCGCCUGAAAACGCUACUUUAUCUUCGGUUGUUACGUUAGAUGAUUUGGAUCACAUCAGCCAUGCUAUCCGCUGGAAGCGCAGAGAAUUUGUCAUGCAUUUCCUCGCACUGGACAUUAUGACCACGGGUCACGAUUCGGAAAGACGCGACUAUGAAAAAAAUUGGAAUCGUGUCAUUCAAAUCAUGACCAAUAUCAAGCGUGAAUUUAAACAAUAUUUAGGCGAUCUCCAAACGUUGUUGACAACCGAAAAUUUCGAUGAUGGCUUGGAUGACGACGCUGACCGCCAUGAACCCAUUGAUCGACGUGCCCAAUUGCUAUUGAACCGAUUUUCGACCCUUGAAAACUGCGUCAAGAACAUCCAAGCGAAGCUAUUCCUUUGUCGUCAUGAUACGAAAGCGCUUUCCGCUGGACGUGCUGCCCUCUAUAGCAUGGAAAGAAUCCAUGAAAGAUUUCAAAACAUUGAUCAAGAUAUCACUCAUUUCAUUGCUCAAUGGCAAGAAUCUCAGGACACAUUGGCCUUGUUAAGCCAAAAAGAGCAAACGCACACACCACAUACCCAUCUGCCUUCUCCUCCAUCAUCGCCAAAAGAGCAAGAAAAUGCGGUAGCACCGACUGGCAGUCCCAUCCCAGGCAAUAAAAUCACCCCUUCACCUCUACAGAAGCGCAGAACCACGGGACGGCAUCCUCUUAUGACAGCUGUCAGAAUUGCCGCUUUUCUGGACAACAACCAUCGUUAUCGACGGCCCUCAGACCAUAAUGUCAAGCAACCUCUAGAAGAACGCGAGUCAGUAGAAUAACCCACAUGACAUUCCCUUUCCCAUCAUUUGCGAUCACUGUUAUCCCGAGCUGUAGAUUCGAUUAAUACCAUCCUAUAUCAUCUUCUAUCGAGUCAUCUAGACGUCGAUCUUUUGUAAUAUAUAACACAUGUUUUCCGCCACAGAACAUGCCUUCUUCAUGUAUGUCUAAUGCUUGGAGUUUCUUGAUUCGCAUUUGAACCGGG